UCACAUGUUCGGUAACUGGAGGCUGUGAGGCGACUCAUCUCCCGGCUCAGGGCAUGCCUGCUGGGAUGGCUCAUACUAAACCGGAAACGAGUGAAGUGCAGCUGAAUGGAACUUCAGAGCUCAUGGAUCUGCUUCACAUCGACGUGGAGACAGAUGCUGUGGACACCAAGCCCGGGAGAGAAGACCUGCCCUGUUCUAGGAAUGUCCUGAGGAAGCAGCGGCACUGGGAGAAGCAAGUGGCUGCGAAGAAGAGCAGGAGGAAAGAAGAGAAGCUGAGGAGGAAGAUGAAUCGUGAGCUGGAGUCCGGUGCUAGCACAGAGCGUCAGUUUACCAAGCGGGUCAUGAAGGCGAUCACUAAAGAGCGUCUAGCUGAGGCUCGGUCCACGGGGCUCAAGCUCUGCGUCGACCUCAGUAUGACAGACUGCAUGUCUGAUAAGGAGAUAAGCCGACUGGCAGGCCAGCUGAGGCGGCUCUACGGGUCGAAUAAGAAGGCGACCAGACCGUUUCACCUGUUUCUGACAGACCUGAGAGAGGACAGCCGUCUCUACAGAGAGUGCGUGCGAAUGAAUGACGGCUUCCUCAACUACACGAUGGAUAUAACAGACGAAAGCUGUCUGAACCUGUUUCCUCCAGAAUCGGUUGUCUACCUCACUCCAGAUGCUGAAGAAGGUGUGAAAAGAUUUGAGCAAAGAUGCUUUAAAUUAGAUUAG
Messenger RNA from Neolamprologus brichardi, 710 nucleotides. The record is from RefSeq and is a predicted model, not a curated record. NCBI's taxonomy places the organism in Eukaryota, Metazoa, Chordata, Actinopteri, Cichliformes, Cichlidae.